Molecule: messenger RNA, 4310 nt
Organism: Hippoglossus stenolepis (Pacific halibut)
Lineage: Eukaryota; Metazoa; Chordata; Actinopteri; Pleuronectiformes; Pleuronectidae
Gene: ccdc177
Product: coiled-coil domain containing 177
Exons: 3
Coding region: 527-3061 (844 amino acids)
Source: RefSeq, a predicted model, not a curated record
CGUAGGGACACAUUGAUGGACAGGGCCUGCAGCAGCAGCAACACAACCAUCAGUGUGUUGUUGUUGUUGUGUGUAUUGAGCCUGGUGUGGGUCCGCUGCACCGUGUGUUCAGCAGCUUCCCCUCGAGCGGGCGGAGCUACGGAGGCAGAGAUGGAGGGAUGGUGAUGAUGAUGAUGCUGAGGAGCAGGUGGAGACCGAGGGGACGCACUUUGCGCAGGGACCAACAACAGGAAGCGGCACAGGAGACGUUUGUGAAUCGCAACCUUCCCCGCGGAGGCAGGUUUUCUGUUUUGAUCCAGGAGGCCAGGAGGACGCAGGUUUGAUUCCCGGUGACAGGCUCCGUCUGCGAUCCGCCCUCCUGCAGCUGGAGGAUGGCGGCGAUGUGAUGCUCCAUCCCCGGUCCGCGGCCCGAGGCUUCUCCCCUGAAACCUGAUAUUAUGCGGGGGACAAGGGGCGCUGCACGGAUUACAGGGGAACAAAGCACCGGUUCAGAAAGAGCUCUGCAAACUGGCAGUAUCGCCCAACUAUGGUCGACCCCUCGGAGGCUGAGGAGCAGAACAAGUGUAAAGGUCCACAGCUCGAGACGCCGGCUGUGGCCCCUGAACACCCCCGACUGCCAGAAGAAGCCGACGGCACAACAACAGAAGAGGAUGGAGAUGCUGGUUUCGAGACGCCGCCCACCGGCAGCUCUGAGCCGAGCCCCUGCCACGCUGCGUCCCCGCCGGGGCCAGACGCUGCCUCUCAGGGGGCAACGCCUCAGCAGCCACAGACUCAGACGGAUCCGUCGCCCAAGCUGCACCUGGACCUGUACAACUUUGACUCGCCGGUUGCAGAGGGCAGCCGCUACGUGCUGACGAGCCCCCGCUCUCUGGAGGCAUGUGCUCGAUGUGGGGUCAAACCCGUGGAGCUGCUGCCCCGCCCGCUCGCCGACUUCGCCCGAGAGGCUCCCGGACGCUCCAUGCGCGUCGCUACAGGGAUGUUUGAGGUCUACGAGAGGGACAGGCACGCCAAACUGAGGCAGUGCCGGGAGGAGAGGGAGAGGAUCGUCAGGGAGGAGAAGAGAAGGAUCCAGCAGGCGACAGUCAACAGCAGCAGCAGUGUGUCGUCCUCCUCUUUGGAUAAAUCUUCCUCUGGCUCCAGUCAGCCUCCUAAAUCUGGGCCUGCAGUGACCUCCAGCUCAGCCCUUGAUGCUAGUGCCUCCUCCAGAGCAUCAGGUCCAACCUCUAAACCAGGUCCAGAUGUUUUAUCUAAAGCCUCCAGUCAUAGCACCCCCUCUAAACCUGCCCAAGCAAAGUCUCCUCAAUCCUCAAAAAAUGGUUCCACGACCUCUACGCCAUCAUCCAAGAGUUUCCAAGGAUCUGCCAAACUUCCUUCGUCCUCCUCAACCGAACAAGUCAAAACCACGCGGCCUCUCUCGUCCGGUCCUCCGCCUGUAGUCAGGAAGUCCUCCGGUAAAUCCUCAAACACUUUCCCCAGAUCAACACCGAAACCGCCUUCUUUCCCCAGAGCCAAUUCCACAUUAGCAUCCUCGGUGUCAAAGCCUGCAGGUCAGAGCUCUGGGGCGCCUCCUAAUGGUGUAACAGGAGCAGCGUUCUCUCAGCACAACGGACAUCUUGGAUCUCAAUCCAAGGGGAAAGUAAAAAGCCAUUCAAUGGAGUCCCUACAGCGAAGGAUGGAACCUGUCUGCUCCUCCACCUCCACCACCACCACGACCACCACAUGCACCUCUUCUGAGUCCGGGGCUUCCUCCUCUUACAGUUGGGACGGUGCACGAGAUCACUGGGCGAAAUUCUCCAGCCCCCGCGCUCGCACCAUGGCGACCUUCAACUCCCUGAUGGGUCGCAGCCUCAGCCUCGGCGACCUGAGCCACUCUCCUCAGACGACACAGAAGGUGGAGCGCAUAGUGAGGGAGGUGAGGCGUCGAGGCCUGAAGGCCGUGUCCGAGCGCGACCGCAAAAUCGCCGCCUUGAUGCUCGCUAGAUAUCAGGAGGAAGACAUCAUGAGUCAGACCCGCUACGUGGCUCAUCUCCAGUGGGACAGCGAGCGCAGGAUGGACGAGCUACGGCGAGAGCAGGAGGACAGAGAGAAGCAGCGUGCCGUGCUCCAGUGCCAGCGAGUGUGGCAGACACAGGUGUCCAUACGCCAGCGAAGACUGAGCCAACAGGAACGCCAGUCGGCAGCCGCCAAGAUGCGUCAGGCCGAGGAGAGCGAGGAGCGAUGGAGGGAGCUUGCCGAGCAGCAGGAGCGCAGCCGUCUGCUGAGGUUACAGCAGGCGGCACGAGAGGGGAAGCAUAAGAAAGUUCUACAAGAGCAGAACCUGAAGGCGCUGGAGGAGGAGAGGGCGGCCAUGCUGGAGCAGGAGAGGCUGCUGCUGAAAGAGAAGCUCACCAUGGCGGAGCUGAAGAGGCAAGAGAAGGAGCACCAGGCCCAGGAGGAGAGACGGGGUCUGAACAAGGCAGAGAAGAGACGUCACGCCGCCCUGAUACAGGAAAUCGCUCGCAGAGAACAGGAGGAGAGGGAGGAGGCGAGGAGGGCAGCGGACGAGAAGCUCAAUCGCUCCCUGGAGAAUUACGAACAGAUAGUGGAGCGUCGAGGGCAGGAGCUGAAGGAAAAGGCCAAGCGUGAGGAGAAGCAGAUCCAGAAAACACGCAAAGCUGCAGAGAAGCGUGAGAUGCAGCAGCAGCAGCAGCUGGAGGCUCGUGCGAAGGAGGCCGAGAAGCGAGCCCAGCAGGCGACUCUAGUGGCCGAGGAGAGGGCCAAGGAGAAGGCUCAGCGCGCCACCCAGAGCCGCCAGGAGAAGGAGCGACUCCAGAAACUCAACAGGCAGCGCGUGGCGGAGGAGGAGAAGCAGAGGCGCACGGAGCUGCUGCAGUCCAUCGAGAGGAAGCUGGAGAAGAGCGAGCAGAUCUUCAGAGAGAAGAGGGCGGUGCUGGAGAGCGCUCGCUCCGUGGCUCGGGCCUCGUUCCACGUGCGAGACAAAGUGCGGGAGGAGACCAACAUGCGUACGUUUGAUAAAAUGAACCUGGAAGCGCAGCUGAAAGCCUGCAUGGACGAGAAGUAGACCCACCGCGUCGGCGUGAACUCUCUGGUCCUGUGCUUGGCUCUUGCCUUCGUUAUGACCCUCAUCACCCAACAGCUUUACCCUCCUCUUCCUCCUCACCCCCACAGUGUUACUUUGUCCUGACAUAUCUUUACCCAUCAGCUGCUUUGAUUACAUUUUGAUCAUUUUUAUUCCAUCAAAGCAAACCAAAUCAUUUUGUAUCAUGGAUGAAAUGAGACUUAGCACCUAUAUCUUCAGCUGUUAUACAGUAAACCGCCUCUAGAGCCUGUGUGGGAACCCAGUAGACUUCAUGUUAGACGAGAGUGCAGAGACUCUCUUUCUCUUUGCUCUCUACUUUGUCUCUCAGCUACCGAAUGAAAAGAAUCAUUGUUUACCAGGAAGCACAAGUCCAUGACAACUGCAGGGGCUUUUAAGGAAGCACUCCUGUGAGGGGAAAUUAAGCCGAAGAAGAAAUCAAAAGCAGAAGAAAGAUGGUUCUAGACCCCUGAAGCAACAAUGAGAGAAUCCGUUUUUUUAUACAUAAGAAAUAAAGCCCCAGGCCGACAAUCCAGCACAGGAAGUCCGUGUGCACGAGCAUCAGAGGACAGUGGCUCCUGCAGUGGAACCACUCUUCCUCCCGCUCAUCUUCGUCAAGACCUACGAUAAACAGUGAAGUGCUCUGAGAGACGACCACCUCUUCACUCUGCUCCAGUGGAUCAGAUACCAGCAGCUGCCUGGUGUCCGAACCAAGGUCAACAGGUCCUGGUCAUGUGACCUUGGACUCCCCCCCCCCCACCCCCAGCUGAACCUCCCACACUGAGCCGUGUAUGUGUGAGGCGAACCAGUCUCUCCUCCUCCGCUGGAUCCACAUCAAAGUUUUUCUAUUCAACCAGUAACAGUGCCAUUUAUUGUGCUGCUAAUGACGGGACGUGUGAGAGCCGACGACCUUUCACCUGCAGAAAUGAAAUGAGACUUCUACAAGGUUCAAACUCAGCUUUAUUAGCAUCAAGGCAUGUUGCUCAGUCCUUUCAAUGACCCUCUUCCUUUACUCCUCCCUCGUUCUGCUGUCAGGUCGCUUCACAUCUGUACAUUAUCAUCAUCUGCUUGCUUCUGUUAAAUUACAUUGAGUUGCUUCGACAGUAACAGAUUUUCAUAUGUAGCAAUAAUGAAACGUUUUAAAAUCAGACACGUCUGAGAUCAUUGUUGUCAUGAACGCUCUGUUAACUCACAUCUGGACAAACGAGAAGAAUAAAAACAAACAUUUUUUCAA